This is a messenger RNA of Xylaria bambusicola, 2212 nucleotides long. RefSeq lists its product as uncharacterized. NCBI's taxonomy places the organism in Eukaryota, Fungi, Ascomycota, Sordariomycetes, Xylariales, Xylariaceae. The coding region runs from base 281 to 2077 and encodes 598 amino acids. The record is from RefSeq and is a predicted model, not a curated record. The transcript is spliced from 6 exons.
UAACCGGGCCACGUCUCAUUAUAUCGGAACCUUAUACUUGUCUGAUCCAUCAUGUGUCAGAUUUCGAUGACAUAGUAUCUUCAAAUGAAGAUCUUACACAGGUAGAGCAUAUGCAGGUGCUCGUAGAAUUUCUUCAACCACGUUUCACGCGUUACAAAUUUGUGAGAGAUCAACCGACAGUCAGCUUCAACGACUUAUGGAUGAUAAUGAAGCCCGGAGUGAUGGGAUAUAUCGACUUGAAAGGCUAUUUACAUGGCUGUGUAAUUGAUAAGUAGUUGAAAUGAUGCAACGUUUCAUAGACCGAGGUAAAAAGGUGUAUGACGUAUUGUUUGGAGACACUAUGUACAUGGCAUACUCCGGUGAUUGUAUGGAUGAUGCUAAACAAAACUAUACGGGAAAAAUUGUCAUAGGCGGCUGCUAUGAUAUUGAAACCAUGUACCCCAAGCACAGUUGGAACUUCAACUGGAUGUCGCUGAGCGACGCGAUAGCGAUGGAUGUCCGGAUCCCUUUGAGUCGAGUCGAGCUCGUGGUCGUCCCAGAAAAGAAUGGUCCAGGCAUUAUGACAAAUGACCAGUAUUUCAUUCUAUCCCCAUGUUUGAGUGCAUUCACUCUACCUGAAAGGCAGUGGAUGCCGAUCAAUGCGGAAUAUAUUCGCCCAUUACCUGACGAUGACGAGGGGAUACUACCGCCUAUCAUGGAUGAGCGCAAAUUGAAAUCUAUCCAAGCGCUCGUAGAGUUGAAUGGCUGUCAAGGCGUGUCACAGUCUUUUGCGGGUCAGAAGAAAGACGGCAGUGUCGUCAUUCUUCUCGAUGGGCUCCCUGGUGUCGGCAAAACCUAUAUAGUCGAAUUCAUCGCCCGGAAAUGUCGCCGACCAAUCAUUCCGCUCAGGAUAGAUGAGCUCGAGAGAAACCCGACAGUGUGGAGUGCGUUAGGGGAAAAAUGGAACGCCAUUUUUCAUGCGUCGUAUUCUCCAGAAGGCGACAUAAGCGUCUUUGAGCUGACUAAUAUCCUAGAAAGUUUUACGGGGACUUUGUUCCUGAGUUGCGUGAAUUUCCAUCACUACUACCAAGACGUCUCUCCAGUUGAUCUAAAGGUUACACUUCCCCCACUUAACGACCAGGCGCGUGACCUGAUAUGGUUCGAGCUGGAAAGAAAGCUUCACGCGGGAAAGAAGUUCCAGCUGCAUGAGAAUGCUUCUACUUUUCUGCACUCUUCAGAGAUGAAACGAGUAGAUUGGAACGGUCAUUCUAUAGUUCAUUGUUUUAAGAUUGCUAUCGCCCUAGCAAUGAAAGAAAAUAGGGCCCAGGAGAGCGGCGCAAUCAUCGUGGAAGACUCUCACUUCAAAGAAGCGAUGAAUAUUGAAUAUGAGUCUAAUGGAGGCCCAAGGCGAUAUUCAUUGGCCGCCCAAGCACCACAAAUUCGUUUCGGACCUAGUGUCCCUCCUCAGGUUUCUUACAAUUCCCCAGACAUCGAGGCAGAUCCCAAUGGCCAAGCUCAUGCUAUUAGUGCAAUAUCUCCGACAGUCCACAUAAAUGGCGAACACACCGAUGCACCAUACGAAACGAUGCAUUGGUUAGCCACUCUCAGCAGUGAUUCAGACUUUUGCAUCCCUGAUUUGAAUCGGGCUAGCUGGGACUCAUUCCAAGCUGCGGGCAGAGUCUCACUCUUUCGCAAAACAGAUUUUCAUGCUAUCGAUAUCCUUGAAGGCGAGCCAUUGAUCAAAAUUCCACCCAGGGGUCCAAGGGAACGGAGACGCCAAGCCUUAGCAGAGAAGAACCUCAGUCUUGAUUCUCCAACUGCCACAUUCUCUGAUCAGAACGGACAAAGCCCAGUCGGAGGUAAACUCGGCAACGCUAUAUUACCUGAAAGAAUUCGCAUCAACUCUCCCGCAAUCAUAAAAGCGUUCUCGGAAAUCAGUGGUAUCAAUUUUACGGGACCAUUCCUGCUCUUCCGACCAUUCAGAUCCCUAUUUUAUCAUGAGCAAGAGUUCCGUGAUACAGUAAUCUCAGGGAAGAAAUUUUUACAAGGUGAUACUACCGCAUUCCAACACUUAUUUCUCCAGUUAACUAAUGUGUGAAUUAUUUGCAGAUUGGCCUGCUAGCGAGGAGCAAGUUGAUAAUGAAACAAAUAAAAGGAGGGUCGUAGCUGGACUAGAACAAAUGGAAUGCCUUCUAUCAUUUAUUAGUAAUGAUUUAAGGGCCAGGAAAGAGAA